UUGACAGUCCUGAUUGGUCGUGCAUUCGGUUGUGGCCAAUGCUAAUUUUUGUUUAUGUUUGUUAAAAAAUCAUAGAGUUUAACAAUAAUUUUAAUGUUUUUUAAUAUAUAAUAUUAAAGUAAAAUAAUAUCGAAGCUAAAAUUCGAUACUGGUGAUUGGAAAUUAAUAAUUACACCAAAUGGAUGUUACAGCAUGAAAUUAAAAAGUAAAUUAGAGGUUGAAGAAAUCUCUGUAAAAAAAAAUAAGGGUGUAAAUCAAGAUUCAUCACGUUCAUUUAAUAAUAAAAGUAAAAAGAUUUACCCUCAGCAUUACGAUCAUUCAUAUGUCAAAAAUAUAAUAAUUGAUUGUGUUAAUGAUGAUUGCUUGGCUGAAAUAUUCACGUAUGUGCCAACAUGUGAGAGACCGAAACUUGCAGUGGUAUGCAAAAAAUGGAAAAGAGCCCUUGAUGAUUCUUGGUUUAAUGCCAAAAAACUUGAAUUAAUUUAUUGGCGAUGGGAUGAGUAUCCAAAUUGUUUGGAAAAAUAUCCAACAAUUGAUGAAAAAUUAAGUUUUUUAAAAUCACUGUUAAAUAAUUGUGGUCGUUAUUUAACAAAAUUAGACUUGACAGCAUAUGAUCAUUGUAAUAUAGUUCCAGUUGUUAAUGAUUAUUGUCCAAACCUCGUGAGACUUCGAUUGAGAUUCACCUCCAUUGACGAUGUAUUAUUAUUCAAUGCAUUUACACGUCUAUCUAAACUAAAAUCAUUAACAAUUAUAUUCCAAAAUAUGAAAAGUAAAUUAAUACCUUUGACUUUAUUGAAUUCAUUGAGAAACGUUGCUGAUACAUUGACUGAACUGAAUAUGUUACAUUUCAUCGAUCACUACGAUGACCGCUGUGAUUAUCCAAAAGAAUUUGACUGUGUGAUUCGUGAACUAAAAUCCCUGAAACGUUUUGAAGAUGCUGGUAUACACACGUUCCUGGAUAUAUCCACAUAUAUCAGUGAUAAUAAAAUAUCUCAUUAUACCCAUAAUUUCUAUACUCCUUAUUCAACUUCUCUAUCAACAAUCACGGAAUUAAAAUUACGUAUAUGGCCAAUUCAAGAUAAUAGUUUGUAUAAUAUUGCUAAUACCAUUAAGAACUUAAAAUUAUUAUGGGUACGUAGUGACCGGAUAACCGAUGAUGGUGUAGUAGCAAUUUCAAAGAUGAAUAAUUUACAAUAUCUUGGUUUUCUUGGUUCUAAUCACGUCACUGAUUAUUCAAUCAAAUUGCUUAAAAACAUGAAGAGACUAAUAUUACCUCGUAGCAAUAAAAUUACUGAUUAUUCAGUCACAAAAGUUCUCGAAAAUUCACCAAAUAUGGAGAAGCUCUGUGUUAUGGGAACAAGUGUGACUGCUAAAUUUUUCAAAAAAGCAGCAGAAAUAUCAAAUAAUCGAAAAACACAUUUGUAUUUUUACAUUUCAUUUAUACCUGAUAUAAAGCAAUCUGAAUCGCCAUAUAUUAAAAUUUUUGUAGCAAAAUUCAAGGCCAAAUGUUCAACACCUAAAAAUUUUAUAAAAAAAUAGAUAAAAGCCAUAUUACAGAGACUGAUAUACCACUUGCCUUAUUACACGAUUUUCAAAAAAAAUCAUGCCAAUUCGUAUUAAAGCUAUCAUGAUUUAUUAAUAAAAAAAAUAGUGAGAAUAAUUUAAAAUUAAAUGCUUCAAUUCUU
Aphidius gifuensis is the source of this 1685-nucleotide messenger RNA. RefSeq lists its product as uncharacterized. The coding region runs from base 193 to 1539 and encodes 448 amino acids. The transcript is spliced from 4 exons. Gene Ontology annotation, cellular component: SCF ubiquitin ligase complex. NCBI's taxonomy places the organism in Eukaryota, Metazoa, Arthropoda, Insecta, Hymenoptera, Braconidae. The record is from RefSeq and is a predicted model, not a curated record. Gene Ontology annotation, biological process: SCF-dependent proteasomal ubiquitin-dependent protein catabolic process. Gene Ontology annotation, molecular function: protein binding.